UUGACGAAAUACCAAUUAAACUCUACACAUUAACGGUAUCGCACCCUGCUACCGGUACCAUAAAUCAGACACCAGUCAAACAGCGUCAUCGAGGGAUACCGACCACCUUUCCGCUUUCCAUGCUCUUCUCUUUGCGUCACGUCCUUUACAGCGAACAUUAUUCGUUGAAUCGAAAUCAGAUCUCCGGAUCAAGCGAUCCACUUGAACCGAACCGACCGAAGGACAUGGAAGCUUCCGGCUCGGUGGUGCUCGCAUUCCCUAUAACACAGGACAUCCUGUUCUUCUUUCUGCGAUGCUGGUGGGUGUGUGUGUUUCAUUCGGAUGCUUUUCUUUUUUGUUGUCUUCCAGCCGGCUUUUUGCACACAAUUAAACGCAGAAGUACCGGAUUCGAUUUCCCGUCUCGGUGACCCAUCAUUAAUUACUGUCCCCGCCAAUCUACGACCUCCACCUCCAACCAUCCAACCUUCGAAAUGUUGCAAACACACCCCGGUACAGAGCAGAAGUCACACCAGACGGCUCAACUCGGUGGCAUUGGCAAUUAAUGAUUUUAUGAGCCCAAAACAAAGCCGACGGUGUUUGCCAUCGAGAAGGCUCAUAAAAUCCCAUAUCACACUGCUCUUCCUGCACACCUUCCAACCGGAACCCAGCGCAUUCCUUCCUCCUCCACGAAAAGCGCUCAUCUACGGCGAUUAUCUUGAUCCAGCAGGCUCACCGUUACGAGUGUUCCCGAGGCCUUAACUGGGUUGGGUGCGAACGAAAGGCCUCAAUUGAACGGUUUGUGGCGUGCCGUAAACAACAAGUGUCAAUCCCGCUUCGUACGCAUCCCCAUUCACCUUGUCUGGAGUGUUGGCGCUUUCUGUGGUACCGGUAAAACUAAAAGUCAAUUAGUGUAGUUUCCGAAGAUUGUUGCUCGUUUCUUGGGACGCGAGCCAACUCGUGCGUGUAUGCGUGUGUCAAUUAUCGAAUCGUUCUUUACGGUUUCGAAGCAUCACGCUUCCAUUUUCCCAUCCUUGUGAUUAGACUGUGUGUGUAUACAUGGGGGGUAUGUAAUUAAUACGAGUCCAUUGCAAAGCUUUGCAAAGACGGAAGAAAGUUUCCCAGUGAAAGACGUUCGGCAGAGACCUGAUUGCUUGCCUCACUAGACUCGCACCAUUAUUCGCUCAUUAUCCUUGUGAGAAAAGCACUAUCCAGAAUUCCCAACCCCUGAGCUCGGUCAACCUUAAACUGCAUUCAGAACGAGUGUGUUUGUGCAAGUGAUUGUUUGUGUGCGUGUGUGUUUCAAGGCGUGUGUGUUCGUGUGAAAACUUCUCGAAACGACCACGGAAAUGUUGCAGCAACGUCGCCGUGAACGUAACCCGAACAAACCCGGUGUGGGUGUUGCGGGCAUCCUGUUGAUUGCCAUUGGAUUAGUGGGAAAACUUUGCACCGCAAAUGGGGCCACUACCGUCCACCGGCGGAAUGUUACGCUGGGCAAAUCGACAUCCACGCCUGCUCAGCUCUACUUUGAUGCCGUUGCACCGGAAGAUCGAGAAAACUUCAUCAAAUACCAUCUGGACAAGGCGCUGGAAGGGCGCUUACCUCAUCACACCAGCAGCAUACCGAAGGACUUUGAGUUCCUUACCUAUCAGCACAACCGAACCGAAAGUCAUCAGCAUGGUACCAGCACCUUGCUGGAACUGGUGGAAGAAAUCAACGGGACGAAACUAUCAUCACCCGCCGCUGCUGGUCGCCCAUCGUUCAUUAGAUAUUCGAUCGUCUGCUACCGGUCCGGAUGCAUCGACACGAGUGACAUCGGUAACAUCUGCUGCCCUUUCUAAGGGUGCACACCAUCGAUGACCAACGUGCACGGCUAGAACAUGCAGUGGAAAUACCGUAAAACAACACACACAACACACUCACGAGUACAAACUUACAUAUAAGCAUUUCUUCGCUUUUCGACUUCAUCCGAGCUGCUCGCUUCAUGCAUCCAUAAAUGCUUCGUGGUAGUAAAAUUUUCCUCUAAAUUCAACCCCUUGAGCAUUGCGAGUUCGGAACAUUCUAACAACCCUUUUCUCACUCCACCAUCCCCUGUGUUUCAGGACGCGCUUGAGCCGGAAAAUUUUUCUACCAACCUGUUGGAUCAUUUUAUGAUCACUUACGGUCUGUCGGAGGUGGACGUGUACGCGUUUGUGG
This is a messenger RNA of Anopheles funestus (African malaria mosquito), 2172 nucleotides long. RefSeq lists its product as uncharacterized. The coding region runs from base 1326 to 1817 and encodes 163 amino acids. The transcript has 3 exons. Lineage: Eukaryota; Metazoa; Arthropoda; Insecta; Diptera; Culicidae. The record is from RefSeq and is a predicted model, not a curated record.